AUGGCCACGGAAACCUCCAGAUUGCCUAUUCUAGACCACUUGGUGGUUCUAGUACCCUAUCAUGAACUUCAAGAGCUGCCGAAGCGCCUAGAAAGCUCUCUUAUCGUGGUGGAGGGUGGCUCGCACUCUGAUGGUCUUACCCUCAACAAGCUCAUUAUUCUUCCUGACGGCACGUAUAUUGAGUUGAUCGCUUUUCGGGAUAAUAUAGACCCCGAGCGUCGAAAGAAGCAUAUGUGGGGGACCCUCAAAGAGUGUCAGAUCAGCGACUGGGCGUAUACCCUUCAGGAUGAAAAAGAAUUCGCUCAAGUCCAGGACUGUAUUAAAGCGGAAUCUAGUGCACAAGUCACAUACCAAGAACCAAUUCCGAACGGGCGCCUGCGGCCAGAUGGGGUGGAAUUGAAAUGGGCACUCAGCUCUGCUCAAGACGCGUCUUUAUGCCCUCUCUGGCCUGGUAUGGCCCCCUUCUGGUGUCUGGACCGAACUCCUCGCCAUUUGAGGGUGCCUUACCGCGAAGAAAUAUCGACUGCUGCCCCGUUUACGAAGCAUCCUUCCGGUGCUUAUGGUAUCUCUCAGGUUUUUGUGUCGGUGCCUCAGACGGACUUUUUAGCCCUCAGCCAGGUCUACGAGGGCGUACAUGGACCUGCGAUUGAGAGCGAUCCUGCAAGGAAAGUUUGGUCCUGGAUCAACCAUGCCGGCUCGGACCGAGGCAAGCAGAAGGUGAUUUUGACUGCAAGCUCCUCACAGGAGCGGCACAUUGGCCUAACACUUGUCGGAGAUCAGGACAGUCCCCAUAGCAUACAAAUCCUUGAAGGGUUAGCUUUUGACUUUGACGUUGAGUAA
Messenger RNA from Clonostachys solani, 840 nucleotides. NCBI's taxonomy places the organism in Eukaryota, Fungi, Ascomycota, Sordariomycetes, Hypocreales, Bionectriaceae. The record is from the annotation of a GenBank genome assembly.